CGUGUUCUCCGCCGUGUUCUAGCCGCAGCAUGGCCCCCAAGAAGGUGGAGCCCAAGAAGGCGGAGGUGAAGAAGCCGGAGGUGAAGAAAGAGGAGCCGGCCGCCGCGGCACCACCGCCCCCCCCACCGGAGCCGGCCGCGCCGGAGCUGGACCUGAAGAGCGUGGUGCUGGAGUUCACGCCGGACCAGAUCGAGGAGUUCCGCGAGGCCUUCGCGCUGUUCGACGAGACGCCGGCGGGCGAGAUGAAGAUCACGUUGGCGCAGUGCGGCGACGUCAUGCGGGCGCUCGGGCACAACCCCACCAACGCCGACGUGCUGGCCGUGCUGGGCAAGCCCAAGGCCGAGAAGAUGCACGCGGAGCUGCUGGACUUCGACACCUUCCUGCCCAUGCUGCAGCACAUCUCGCGCGCCAAGGACCAGGGCACCUUCGAGGACUUCGUGGAGGGGCUGCGCGUCUUCGACAAGGAGGGCAACGGCACGGUGAUGGGCGCCGAGCUGCGCCACGUGCUGGCCACCCUCGGGGAGCGCAUGACCGAGGACGAGGUGGACCGGCUGAUGACCGGCCAGGAGGACGCCAACGGCUGCAUCAACUACACCUCCUUCGUCAAGCACGUCCUGUCCGCCUGAGACCACGUCCUGUCCGCCUGAGAC
Messenger RNA from Sardina pilchardus (European sardine), 650 nucleotides. It is a transcript of the gene cmlc1, whose product is annotated as cardiac myosin light chain-1. The record is from RefSeq and is a predicted model, not a curated record. Lineage: Eukaryota; Metazoa; Chordata; Actinopteri; Clupeiformes; Clupeidae. Bases 30 to 626 code for a protein of 198 amino acids. Gene Ontology annotation, cellular component: myosin II complex. The transcript has a single exon. Gene Ontology annotation, molecular function: calcium ion binding.